Molecule: messenger RNA, 2353 nt
Organism: Cucumis melo (muskmelon)
Lineage: Eukaryota; Viridiplantae; Streptophyta; Magnoliopsida; Cucurbitales; Cucurbitaceae
Exons: 7
Coding region: 412-1941 (509 amino acids)
Source: RefSeq, a predicted model, not a curated record
UAGAUCUAAUGUAAAGUAUACUUUCCCCCUUUUUUGUCUCUCUUUCUCAAAUUGGAAUAUUUGCAAUUAGGCGCAAAGAUUCAGCAAGUUUCACUUCGAAUGAACCGUACUUCUGUGCGUGCGUGUCUAUCAAUAAACACUGCACCCCACCACCGUCGCCGAUAAGUCCGCAUUGCUUUUGCAACCGCAAAAGGCAACGCUUAGCCUUCGUUUUCCGGUUUUGUCUUCAAACAAUAUCCGAUAGCCGAUUAUUUCAGUCUCUUCGGCGGCGACGUUCACCGACGCUGCACCAUUUUUGCAGGGUUUAGGGUUUUGGCUGACCUCCGAUUAAAGGAUUUUGGUCGUUUUUGCUUCUAAAGGCUUCUAUUGUUCUUGCUACUCUUCUUACGCUAUUUGAUUACGAGCUCUAUAAUGAUUGGGAAGAAAGAGAAUCGAAGGACAGGGACAAUUAGUAUGGAGGAUUGUUCCACUCUAUUGGGAAGAUAUUCAGUGAGGACAAUAUUUACUUUGCUUCGGGAGGUGGCCCAGGUUUCGGGAGUGAGAAUUGAUUGGGACAAAUUGGUGAAGAACACGUCCACUGGGAUUUCUGAUGCUCGGGAAUAUCAGUUGUUAUGGCGGCACUUGGCUUAUCGUCACACUUUACUGGAGGACAUGCAUUCUGUUACUGAUUCAUUGGAGUUUGAUUUACAGGAUUAUGAUAGUGACUUAGAUUUUGAAGUAGAACCUUUUCCAUCUGUCGGCAGUGAGUCCUCUAAUGAAGCUGCAGCAUGUGUGAAGGUGCUUAUUGCUAAUGGUAUACCAAAUGAGUCAGAUGUUCCAAAUAGUUCUGCAGUUGAGGCCCCAUUGACUAUACGUAUAUCCAAUAGUCAACCACCUACAGACAAUUUUGACAAUCAUCAAUCUGCUUCUUUGCAAGGAAUCUCUGUUACGAUUCCACUUUCAAUUCAGAGACAGCCUAUUCCAGUGCCACCAGCAGCUGAAGUUUUUGAUGUGAAUGGAGCAGCUGGUGCUAGUGCAGCUUCUCGAAAAAGAAGAAAACCUUGGUCGAAGGCGGAGGAUUUGGAAUUGAUAGCUGCUGUGGAGAAGUGUGGUGAAGGAAAUUGGGCGAAUAUCUUGAAGGGAGACUUCAAGGGGGAUAGAACUGCUUCACAACUUUCUCAGAGGUGGUCCGUUAUUAGGAAGCGACGUUGUAAUUUGAAUUUGGGAGCUAGCACCUCAAGUACUACUCAGAAAGCUCAGAUUGAUGCUGCACACCGUGCAUUGAACUUUGCCCUUGAUUUGCCUGUGAAUAACACAAAAACAGCAAAUUCAAACAUAAACAGUAGCAUUGUUUCUUCUUCUGCAAGUGCUUCCGAAUCUUCGGUUCAAAUGCAGAAUCAGUCUCCACAGAUUUCCAUGCCUUCACGACCGCUGCUAGUAGACCCUUUACCCUCAGCUGUGAAAUCUGGAAUCAACACUUCCAAGAAUUCAUUGAUGAUAAAUUCAACUCACAAUUCUGAUUCUAUUGUUAGAGCAACUGCUGUAGCUGCAGGGGCCCGGAUUGUUUCUCCAUCUGAUGCUGCAUCUCUAAUGAAAGCCACACAGACGAAAAAUGCCAUCCACAUAAAGUCCAAAUGCACACCAAUGCACUUGGAUGCACGCCCUAAUGUACAUUAUAUUUCCACUGGAAAAACGCCAACUCCAAGCUCAAACUAUGUAAGCGGUAAAUCUACUAUGGUAGGCAAUAACUCAAUGAAGGCUGUCUCACCAAAAAUUCUGCAUCAUCGUUCUGCUGCUAUUUCGACAAAUACACCAUCAAACCAAGUAAGCCCAACAACUGAGUCUCCAUUGAAGCAAGAGGUUAACAGUUCAGAAGAACGUAAAACUCCCGAGGCAAUCAUUACCGCAAAAGAGGAGUUUCGAGAAAACAGCACGGGGAAUGAUGUCAAGAUUAGGGGCUGACUAAACAUAAAAGGAAGUGAGAAAAAGUCUAUACCAUAUAAUCAUGGGGGCCAAUGCACAAAUAAUAAACAGCCGAGCUUGACAAGCACGGUAAUAGCAGGUGAAUGUACAGGAACAUCAGUAGGUGUAAAUAGUGAAUUAUACGGCAACAAAGAAUUUCAGGUUUUCUCGCUUGCUAAUCAACAUUAAUUGUCCAACUUUUCCCCCCCUAAGAAAUAGUAUAGUGUGCACAUUCUUUUAUUUAUGAAUUCUGUUGUUAUUUGGGGUGUGGGGUCAAUGCAAAUGCUCAACAACCACUGGAAUUUGGAAGCUCAUAUUCUUCAACAAGAAAGGGAAAUUGUAUAGCUACAGUUUAUCUGUAAUUGAAGGUAUAAUUCAUUCUAUAAGUUAAUAGAUUUUCUUCCUUACAUUA